UAUAACAAGCUAUACGUCACCCUUGAGACUGACUUUCCAUCUACAAAAAUUAUUUGUCACUAUGAGAUAAAAUAUGAACCAAUAAUUGACCAAAAUAAAUUGUUAAUGGUGAGUGAAGUUGCUGGCUUAUUAGUGCUUAGUAAGGAAGAUAGAUAUGUGGCCCUUGAAGA
Molecule: messenger RNA, 170 nt
Organism: Sphenostylis stenocarpa
Lineage: Eukaryota; Viridiplantae; Streptophyta; Magnoliopsida; Fabales; Fabaceae
Source: the annotation of a GenBank genome assembly